Molecule: messenger RNA, 2752 nt
Organism: Cololabis saira (Pacific saury)
Lineage: Eukaryota; Metazoa; Chordata; Actinopteri; Beloniformes; Belonidae
Gene: spint1a
Product: serine peptidase inhibitor, Kunitz type 1 a
Exons: 11
Coding region: 196-1710 (504 amino acids)
Molecular function (GO): serine-type endopeptidase inhibitor activity; protein binding
Source: RefSeq, a predicted model, not a curated record
UCACUUCCGGUUUCUCUCAGGUGAGUCACCUGGGUUAUGUUAUGUCGUCGAUUGCGCACCUUUGUCGACAUCAGAGUAACCGAUACACUUCAGUAUAUCUUCCUUGUUAACACUUCUCUACGUCUGGACUAGUAACAGCUUGCUUCUGGGAUUUUAUUUUCGGUGGAAAUCUUUAAAAGGAAAAAGACUUUUAUCAUGGACAUAUUCAGUGAGAGACAGACGCUCCUGCUGCUGAUGGUUUUUAUACAGUCCGCCGCGGGGCAGCUGGCCGGCGAGCAGUGCUUGGGGAGAUUCAAGAAAGGUAAGGAAGACUUCGUCCUCGACGCGGACGAGUCCGUGGUCAACGGAGCCACUUUCCUCUCUGCGCCCAAGCUGGGCGGAUACAGAGACUGCGUGACCGCCUGCUGCAAGGAUCCCCGCUGCAACCUCGCCUUCAUGGAGAAGAGCCCCGAGGACGGAUCCAUCCAGUCCUGCUUCCUCUUCGACUGCCUCUACAAGAAGAAAUACGCCUGCCGCUUCGUCAGGAAGAAAGGAUACAUGAACUACGUCUUGGAGGACGUCUAUGAGAAUUAUCUUGAUCUGGAGGCCGCUCCAAAAGAGUCUGAUACCCCACCAGUGGCCGAUGCAGGCCAGGACCAGGUAGUCCAGCCUCACGACAGUGUGACUCUGAACGGUAUAAAGAGCAAAGAUGACAAUGAGAUUGUGUCCUAUAAGUGGGAUACGGUUGGGGAGAUUCCUUUUGCCGUCAUAGAGGAAACCACUUUUCCUGACCAGAUCAUCGUUUCCAAUCUGACAUCUGGGAAGUACAGGUUCCAGCUGACUGUCACGGACGGCAUCGGACAGUCGGACUCGACCAUAAUUACCGUUAUGGUCCUCACACCCGAGCAGUCUGAGCAUCACUGUAUGGCUCCAAAGAAAGUCGGGCCGUGUCGUGGGUCCUUCCCCCGCUGGCAUUACAACGCUGCCUCAGAAAAGUGUGAGGAGUUCACUUUUGGAGGCUGCAGGGAGAACCUCAACAACUAUCUCUCCAUAACUGAGUGCACGAACGCCUGCCACGGGACAGAUAAAACUCCAGGAACUGGUAGAGGCUUGCCUAUUCCUGCGUCACAAGGAGAAAAAUGUGGUGUUACAUGCUCUGAUGAGCAAUUCACCUGUGCCAACGGUUGCUGUUUGGAUCCCGGUCUCGAGUGCGACUCCACACCACAGUGCAGCGACGGUUCAGAUGAGCAAAACUGCGAGGACUUGAACAGCAAAUUCCGGAUUCUCCUGCAGAUUCCAAUCGAUGAACAGAAAGUGCGCUGCACAGAGCCUCCUGACACAGGACACUGCAGGGACAGUUACACUAAGUGGUACUAUGACCCCCUUCAGCAGAAGUGCAUCCCCUUCAACUACGGUGGAUGUGCAGGAAACGAGAACCGAUUUGAGUCGGAGAAUUCCUGUAAAAAGAUUUGCAAUGGAGUAACAGAAAAAGAUGUAUUUCUAAGAAAAGAGGGAUUCGAGAAACAACUGUCCAACAGUAAACCAGCAAUUCUAGCGGCAGCUGUCAUUCUGGGCGUAGCUAUCUUCAUCCUCCUCGCUGUCCUGUGCUACUGCUUCUUCAAGGGGAAAAAGUCUUCCCAACACCAGCGUGUGCCUGUCAACAACCCCCAGAUUACCACACUAGAGGACAGAGAGCGUCUGGUCUACAACAGCACCACAAAGCCCAUCUGACCCCCUCAUUCCUCACCUUUAACCCGUAUCCUGGCACUGAACUACUCUGGGGCUUUGAUGUAUCCUGAACAAACCCAGACUGAUGAGGGAGGUUUGUGUUUGCGUGCUGGAGGAGGUUUAUCUUCCUGUUUUGUCCAUACGUGGAUGUUUUUAAAGGUUAUGCAUACAGAAGGUGCAAAGUCUUCACUGAUGAGCUGUGAUGUCAUACUUUAGUUUUAUUUUUUUGUCUUCAUUACUGUGGCCUGUUGGUAAAUAAUGGUUAUUUCUCAGGUAAAAAAGGAAGGACUGCCAUGAGUGUGGAGAUAGAUUAUUUUAGGAUUUCUCCCUAUUUAAGCUCAGAUAUGUCUUGUGUGCUUGCAUCCAUUAAAUUGUUUUACAGUUGAGUGAACAUCUAUUUUUGAUAUAAAGAUGGACUCAUCGCCUGACUUUUUACUUCAGAGGUUUGUUUUGUUAAACCAAAUCCUAGAUUUGGUUUGGAUAUGUAAAACAAUGCUAUUCCCACGUCUUUAGACAAUCUGCUUUCUCACUUCUUUUAAUUUUUAUCUUCCAUAAAAAACAGUUGUUACAUAUUUCCUAUACAAGCAUCAUGUUGUACAUAAUCUUAGAAUUUAAGAGGGUAACAUUUUUAUUAUUGGUUAUGUUGUCUGUAAUAUUUUGUUCUCUUAUAUUUCUUAGGUUAAGCAUAAUACGUGAUAGUUUUUAUUUACCCUCAGUGUUAAAUAUUCAAUAUAUUAAACUUCUCAAAUGUUUGUACAAAGACCUGAUAUAGUUUCUUUUAGCUGUUUUGGGAUGUUAAUACGUAAUAAACUUAUUAACUCAUUUAUGUGGGAAUGUUGUGUCUUGCAGAAGAGGUUAUCUUGUUUGGACACGUCUGGAAAGUUUUGGUUUCUGCUACAGUAGAUUUGUGUGAUGCAGCACCUUCUAUUUUGUCUUUUUACAAUCUUUCAAGGUCUGCAAUAUUUAUUGUACAGGCCUCGUGUCCAGAAAUGCAGAAAAAGUUUGAAAUAAAAUAAAACUUUAAUUAUUAGAGGAAAGAAUUAUU